Betta splendens (Siamese fighting fish) is the source of this 1759-nucleotide messenger RNA. RefSeq names its product CKLF-like MARVEL transmembrane domain containing 3 (gene cmtm3). The transcript is spliced from 5 exons. Lineage: Eukaryota; Metazoa; Chordata; Actinopteri; Anabantiformes; Osphronemidae. The coding region runs from base 156 to 674 and encodes 172 amino acids. The record is from RefSeq and is a predicted model, not a curated record. Gene Ontology annotation, cellular component: membrane.
CGCGCGCGCUGCGUUUCAGCGCUGUCACUGUUUCCGUCUCCUCCUCCGCGAAGACUCACGCCUCCGCGUACGGUGUCCUCUGUUGCGCUGCAUCGAAUCCGCUACGUUGGCCGCAGUUUGCAGCUGUGAGGUUUGAGAAAAGUCUUCCUUCAACAAUGGGAGACAUCGAGGCUCCCGACGCGGCUGGGCCACGCCAGUCCGCCCUGCGCUCCAUUCUUCCCAGCAAAGAGUUCGCCUCCUCGCGGAAAGGAAUGCUGCUCAUUGCUGAAGUGGCUCUGUCCUUGGUCUGCUUCAUCUGCCUGGCGGCGUCCACGGCGGCGGCCUUCGUCACGGUGCCCCUGCUGGAGUUCUUGGCCGCCCUCUUCCUGCUGUUCGCUUACGCCACCAAAUUCAACGAGAGGUUCAAGGGCUUUGUCUGGCCCCUCAUGGACUUCCUGAGGUGCGUGACCGCUGCCGUCAUCUAUUUAAUCAUCUCCUGCAUUGCCGUCUCCAAAUACGUGGACGGCUCCUCCAAGGCUGCGGGGAUGUUUGGGUUUGUUGCCACCAUUGUCUUCGCUUUAGAUUUUUACCUAAUUUUUAAUGAGUUGGCCAAUUUCCUGAAGCAAGGAAGAGAGUCCAACGAAGACGAGCCAUCGAGGCAGGAAGACGGCUUUUCAGACUCGGACUCGGACUGAGACCACGGGGAGCUCCACCACCAGCAGGCGGUUCCAGCGCCAGCCUCUGCUGCCGAUGAACCGUCUCCAGUUACGCUCUUUGAAUGGGUUCGAAAACGUAGAAAAGGGUUUAAGGGCAACCUGAUACGUACAUGGAUGUAAAGCUGUGAAGUCGUUUGCUGGUGUUGUACUGAGUGAAGCUGUGGAAUCUGCAUGUGCAAAUCUGAAGCCAAUGCUUCCACACGUUUAAAGCUACAACACUAAAUUAAUAUCAAACAAAAAAUUUAACCAAGACGGUUUUUAGAAAAUGGGGAGACAGGAGACUGCAGGUGGGUCUCAUCAUUUAAACAUUUGCAUUAUUACUACGGAACCAUAUACAGCACCUUGACUGACUGCAGGUUGGCUGGUUACGACCUCUGUCUUAAUUCUUUCAGCGUUUUUAUAUUAGUUAUGUCCUUAAAUUUGACUUUUGUACGACCACAACUUAGAUUAAAGCUGGCAUCACUGCAUGACACCUUUUCUUCCUUUGCGGCCUUUUACAGUAGCUCAGUAUUACUCAGUAUAAUUCCAUAUAUAGAUAUGUGGCCGUGACCACGUCUUCCUCUUCCUUUCUGCACCCGAGCCACUACUGACGUAAAGUGCACUUAAAUGCCACCAUGACUGUUUAUUGAACACACACCGCUGCCCAUUUGAUGCCGAUUAGCAUCAGCGGCCUUUGACCCACAUUUGUUUUAGAAAUGGUGUAUUAAUGGAUAGGAACUAAAAACCUCCAGAGUUUACAAGUGUGCCUCUCAUAAAGUGUUUUUAAUAGUUUGGUACUUUUGGUUCCAUUUAUAUGAAGUUUCAUCUCAGCAGAAGUAAAACCAGCUUUUACUAAAAGAGGCAUCAGUGUGUGAUGUGAUGUCCAAAUCGACACAACUAUCUUUUCAUCCUCAAUGUGAAGGGUUUGUAAAUCAAAGCAUAAAGAUGAUCAACAUGAAGACCCGGUUAAUAGGUGAGGCCUUUGCUGGAAAAUGGUAGCAACAAAUAUGAAGAUUGUUUGUGACCGUUCUUUGCCUUUUUGUGUCAAAGAAAAGUUUGAAUAAAAACGAGUUUGUCCAAAUCAC